Exaiptasia diaphana is the source of this 1011-nucleotide messenger RNA. RefSeq names its product nematocyst expressed protein 6. The transcript has 9 exons. The record is from RefSeq and is a predicted model, not a curated record. NCBI's taxonomy places the organism in Eukaryota, Metazoa, Cnidaria, Anthozoa, Actiniaria, Aiptasiidae. Gene Ontology annotation, biological process: proteolysis. Bases 24 to 896 code for a protein of 290 amino acids. Gene Ontology annotation, molecular function: metalloendopeptidase activity; zinc ion binding.
UAAUUCAGAGCUAAAACCGCAUCAUGAGUAUCGAAAUCAAGAUGAAGUGUGUCUUACCAUUAUUGCUCGUCGCGGCAUUUUAUCUCGCAAAUGCCAAGCCAGUCCAAGAGAGACUUGAACUAGUUGAAGAUGACAUGCUCUUGACCAAACAUCAAAAGGAGAUUCAUAACCAGCUUAGUGGAGGACGUGUACGGCGUGCUGCUCUCAAGGACCGAUAUCUCUGGCCUAAAGGAGAGGUUUAUUACACCCUCAAGAAUAAUUUAGAUGCUGCUGGUAAAAAGCUAGCUAGAGACGCUAUGCAGCACUGGAUGGACAAAACCUGUUUAAAAUUUAAACCAAGAACAAAUCARAAGGCUUAUGUUGAGUUCCAGUAUGAAGUUGGCUGCCGAGCACAAGUUGGAUACGGUAAUACCGCUGCUCGACUUAUCUCCGUUGGAAGUAGCAGUAAAGAUCGCUGCAAAUUGGGCUCCACAAUCCACGAAAUCGGUCACGCAAUUGGUUUCAUGCACGAGCAUGUCCGUCCAGACCGUGACCAGUACGUUACCAUCAACAAGAAUAACAUGAGAGCAGGAAAAAACGUCGCAAGAAAUUUUGAUAAAGCAUCCACUAGCUACAUCGACUCUCGAGGCAAAGACUACGACUAUGCUAGCAUCAUGCACUACUCUCGUUACCAAGGCAACAAUAAAGCAGGAGCAGUUGUAUUGCAACCAAAGAAAAAAAAUGUUGAGAUUGGUCAGAGGRAUGGGUUGAGCGCUGGUGACAUCGWGCAGACGAAAAUCAUGUACAAAUGCAAUGCCAACGACGAAAGUGAACUUGACUAUGUUCCAUCYGACGAGGAUGAGAAGGAAGAAAGCGGYGAUACAUCAGGACCAAAACCUGGAGAAGUCGAGGAAUAAAUUCACCCAGAAUAAAGGAAAUGCAAUCCUAAGCAACAAUGAUGGUAUACGUUUUGAAUAAAUAUGAAGAUGUGAUGACCAUUAAAAAUUAAAAAAUAAAAAUAUUUAAAUGAAA